Molecule: messenger RNA, 981 nt
Organism: Symbiodinium natans
Lineage: Eukaryota; Dinophyceae; Suessiales; Symbiodiniaceae
Source: the annotation of a GenBank genome assembly
AUGAUCACCACGAAGGAGGUGAGGGAGCUCAAUAUGUUGGCGGAUCGGGCCUGCACGGCCCAGCUGGCUGCAUUGAGACCUUCAUGGGAGAACGCAUGCCGCGUUGUUGAGGGCGCGAUUUCCUGGUCCAGAGCGGCUGCGCAGCUGCAGAUGGAGCGGACUGCAUCCAAACAGGUGGAGGAACUAAAGCACGCCUUCACGUCCUGUCACAGUGCUUCCUGUUCUUCCCCCACCGAUGCGGAAGCCAUUUGGGGUCAGAUCCGUGGAAGCAAUCGCGAGGCCGAGGUGGAGGACGCAGUGUUCGUCUUGCGUUCGAUGAACGUCUUCAGCCGUGAGCUGCGCGCAACCGUGGAGCGCACGGGCCCCUUGGGCGAUGCUUCCCACUGGAACCGAAACAUCGUACUCGUGAGCUUCAUUGCUUUCUGGGGGUUUGCGCCAAUUAAGCUCCUCGCCCAUGGCCGGGAACUACCAGAGCUGGAUGACUCCAACCACUGGCUGCUGGUGCUGAUGAUUGUGCUGUCAGCUUUGGAAGCCCUAGCAGGCCUGGGCUUGUUUGCUGCGUUCCCCUUGGAUAGGAGAGCUUUUGCAGCUCGGAUCCAAGUUCUCUGGAUCGUUCUUCUCCCUGUCUACAUGGCCGGAUUCACAUACAACCUCACUUUCUAUCUCCUGCAGAUCUUCGUGCUCAGCCCUUUGACUCUUGCGAUAUCGGCUUUGGGGCCAAGAAGGACAGCCCGGGUUCCUGUCCUUGGCCCAUGCUUCGUGCGCCUGAUCUUCUUUGCGGGUGUUGCAAAGUGCCUGCGGAAGCUCGACCGGAAGCAGAGAGCGAGUUCUGGCCCUGAGCCGCCUAGGCCGCCGGUGCCGACGGAGGAGUCAGUUCCCGGAGUUCCCGUUGAGGUCUCAGACUUUCAAGAGGCCCAGGAAGUUUCCGAGACCGCCCCGGAGGCCGCCCCGGAGGCUCAUGGAGCUUCAAUGAGCAUUUGA